Molecule: messenger RNA, 3995 nt
Organism: Cucumis melo (muskmelon)
Lineage: Eukaryota; Viridiplantae; Streptophyta; Magnoliopsida; Cucurbitales; Cucurbitaceae
Product: respiratory burst oxidase homolog protein A-like
Exons: 14
Coding region: 290-3136 (948 amino acids)
Cellular component (GO): plasma membrane
Molecular function (GO): calcium ion binding; peroxidase activity; NAD(P)H oxidase H2O2-forming activity
Source: RefSeq, a predicted model, not a curated record
GAAAUGGUAAUUUAGAAGGAAAAAGAAAAAAAAAAGUAAGAGCAGCUCAUAUCCACGAUCUCUCCGUUUAUGCAAGAUUAGGUGGAAAAAAAAUACUUUUUGGUUGCAUAAAAUCUUUGUCUUCUCCGUUCCCAUCAAUUCCUUCAGAUUCCGGAAGCGCCAAGUUUCACGACGACGCCACUACCGGGAGCCUUCUUCAUCUGUUGAUGAUUAGGAAUUAGUUUCGUCACCAACGUAACGUACCUGCAGACACAGUACAUUUUCGGUCUGCUAGCUAAUUAAUUAAUCAAUGACCACGACUCUAGAGCAGGAGAGCCGAUGGGGAUCGGACGAUAUUACACAGCUUGAUACGAUGAUUUUCGGAUCACAGUUCAACAACCUGACGGAGGAGUUUGUGGAGGUGACGCUUGAUGUACAAGAAAACAACACGGUUGUGCUUCGAAGUGUUGAGCCAGCGACGAUAAUAAAUAUUGAUGAUGGCGUCUCCGCUGGCGGUUCUGCAACGCCGACCUUAACUUCCCCUUCGACUUCCAGAUCUACCUCGGUUAAGCGGAGUUCUUCGCAUCGGUUUCGGCAGUUCUCUCAUGAACUCAAGGCGGAAGCCAGGGCUAAGGCGAAGCAUUUCUCUCACGAAUUGAAGACCGAAUUGAGGAAAUUCUCGUGGAGCCGGAGCCAUGUGUCGAAAGCAUUCGCCGGGUCAUCGUCAACCGUGAACACGAACGGUGGUGUUGGAGCAGAGCAAAGCGGAAGGGCUUCGGCAUUAGCUGCUAGAGAUUUGAGAAGGCAACGAGCAAAGCUUGAUCGAACUCGUUCCGGUGCCGAGAAGGCUUUAUAUGGAUUAAGAUUCAUAAGCAACAAAAACAAAACGACUGGCGUCGAUUCGUAUAGUGAACUUGAGAGCAAUUUCAAUAAGCUCGCCAAGGACGGAUUUCUCAGCCGCGCCGAUUUCGCGCAAUGCAUAGGAAUGAAAGAUUCGAAAGAGUUUGCUCUGGAGUUGUUCGAUGCUUUAAGUCGGAGACGAAGACUCAAUAACUCCGAUCAAAUUAGUAGAGACGAUUUGUUCGAGUUCUGGUUGCAAAUUACAGAUCAAAGUUUUGAUUCCAGGCUCCAGAUCUUCUUCGACAUGGUCGAUAAGAACGAAGAUGGCCAUGUCACGGAAGAAGAAGUAAAAGAGAUUAUCAUGCUAAGUGCGUCAGCCAACAAGCUGUCUAGGCUUAAGGAACAAGCAGAGGAAUAUGCAGCCUUAAUCAUGGAAGAAUUAGACCCAGAAAGACUGGGUUAUAUUGAGCUAUGGCAAUUAGAGACACUUCUGCUGCAAAAGGACACAUACAUGAACUACAGUCGUGCCCUAAGCUUUACCAGCCAAGCCUUGAGCCAGAACCUACAGGGCAUUAGACAAAGAAGCCCAAUUAAAAGACUUGGCACGAAAGCGCUUUAUUUUCUGCAAGAGAAUUGGAAGCGAAUUUGGGUUUUGACACUUUGGAUUCUGAUCAUGGUUGGGCUUUUCAUAUGGAAGUUUUUUCAGUAUAGAAAUAAAAACGCCUUCAAAAUUAUGGGAUACUGUCUCACCACGGCAAAGGGUGCGGCUGAGACCUUGAAGUUCAACAUGGCUCUCAUUCUUUUGCCAGUUUGUAGAAAUACUAUUACUUGGCUAAGGACAACCAAAAUAGGUUACUACGUACCUUUUGAUGACAACAUCAAUUUUCACAAGGUAAUUGCGGUAGCUAUUAUAGUUGGUAUCAUUCUCCAUGCUGGAAACCAUCUUGCAUGUGAUUUUCCAAGGCUGCUUAAAUCAUCCGAUGCUGACUAUGCGUAUGUGAUGGAUGACUUUGGUAAGAUUAAGCCCAGCUAUAUGGACCUUGUUAAAGGGUGUGAAGGUGUUACAGGAAUCUUAAUGGUGAUCUUCAUGGCAAUAGCUUUCAUACUUGCAACACGAUGGUUUAGGAGAAACCUCAUUAAGCUACCCCACCCCUUUGAUAGGCUCACUGGAUACAAUGCCUUCUGGUAUUCACACCACUUAUUCAUUCUUGUUUACAUAUUGCUCAUCAUUCAUGGCCUGUUCCUGUAUCUCGUGCACAAAUGGUAUCUUAUGACGACAUGGAUGUACAUUGCUGUUCCAGUUUUGCUGUAUGCUGGAGAGAGGAUCCUGAGAUUCUUCCGCUCCGGAUCUUAUAGUGUUCAAAUCCAAAAGGUUGCCAUUUAUCCUGGAAAUGUUCUCAAAUUGCAAAUGUUCAGGCCGCCCCAAUUUCAUUACAAAAGUGGACAGUACAUGUUUGUUCAGUGUCCUGCAGUUUCUCCCUUUGAAUGGCAUCCAUUUUCAAUUACCUCGGCUCCUGGAGAUGACUACCUUAGUAUCCAUGUACGGCAGCUUGGUGAUUGGACCCAAGAGCUUAAAAGGGUUUUCUCUGAGGCUUGUGAGCCUUCCGUCUCCGGCAAGAGUGGCCUUCUAAGAGCGGAUGAAACUACAAUUAAAAGUUUGCCAAAGCUUUCAAUAGAUGGACCAUACGGUGCCCCAGCACAGGACUACCAUAAAUAUGAUGUGCUACUACUCGUUGGCUUAGGCAUUGGGGCUACACCUUUCAUCAGCAUUUUGAAGGAUUUGUUGAAUAACAUUGUGAAAGUGGAGGAGCAGUUGGAUUCACCUACUGAUAUCAGUAGCUCUGGAGACCUCAGUUGUCUGAACAAAGAUUGUCACGCUCCUAAAAGAAAGAAUAAUCUGAAGACCACAAAUGCCUACUUUUAUUGGGUUACGCGAGAGCAGGGCUCCUUUGACUGGUUCAAAGGCGUUAUGAAUGAAAUCUCCGAGCUGGAUCAAAGGGGGUUAAUUGAGAUGCAUAACUAUCUGACUAGUGUGUAUGAGGAAGGAGACGCUCGUUCAACUCUCAUUACCAUGGUUCAAGCCCUCAAUCAUGCUAAGAACGGAGUAGAUAUUGUAUCUGGCACCAGGGUGCGAACCCACUUUGCCAGGCCUAACUGGAAGAAAGUUCUCAGCAAAAUCACUACCAAGCAUUGUGGUGCUAGGAUAGGUGUCUUCUAUUGCGGAGCUCCAGUUUUGGCCAAAGAACUUGGUCAGCUCUGCCAUGAGAUUAACCAAAAGGGUUCAGCAAAGUUAGAUUUUCAUAAGGAGCAUUUUUAAGAUAAGUUUGGUUUGGAUGCAUCUUUUCCUCCCUUUCAACCUCGUUCAUAAUCAUCCAUUCUUAUCUCAAAAAUAUCUCCAGAUUAAAAAUUUCUACAUUAACAUUGUGGAAGUCCUCAAGAUGGAAAAAAAAAAACAAAAUAUAAAAUAAAUAACAUUGAUAACUUGUAGAGACUAGAUAGGAAAGCAGAGAGGGAAAAAACAAAAACAAAAGGAGUUGAGUUAUAUGAGGUGACUUUGAAGACUUAGCCAUAUUUGUCCAAGCACAAUCACAAAUAAACAUUCUGGUUUAAUAGAUUAGGAAAUUUAAACAGGCCGAGGUUCUGCAUUGUAUAUAUGAUUAACCUAGUGCUGAACCGAUGAUGCAAUACAGUUACAUAGGAGAAAGAAGAUCACCAAACUGUGGUAAAUAUUUUGAGCAUUUGGAAUUUGAUAAAGCAUUCAUAGAGGUCACAAAAGGGAACCGUUCUGACUUGUGGAUAGAGGAUUAAAUGGAUUUCUGAAAGUGGGAGUAAGAAGGUAGCUUAUAGUCUUCUCUUCCAAUGGGUAAAAGAAGUUCUUAUAUUCUUUGAUGGAGAAGUUCACAACACCAGCAACUUCAGUUUCCUACAUAAUACUGCCUACCAAUAUAUCUGUGAAUAAUAGCUAUACUUCAAUGUUUUUAUAAUUAUUUUUGGACCAUUCUUUCUUGUAUAUUUAGAGGGGCAGAUUUUGUUACUAUAAUUAUUCCUUGAAUGCCAUGUGAGCAUCCCAUAAAAGUACAGUCACAAAUUUUUCCUUUGAAAUUAUUGUAUACUUCUAAUCUUGUAGUCAUUGAACCUAUGGUUAUGCUUUUUGUGGUCCUCUGGUUUUAAGAUCA